Anthostomella pinea is the source of this 447-nucleotide messenger RNA. The record is from the annotation of a GenBank genome assembly. Lineage: Eukaryota; Fungi; Ascomycota; Sordariomycetes; Xylariales; Xylariaceae.
AUGGAGGAAAAGGCCAACAUGGGCGAGUUCAAGAAGAUCGCGACGGCCUGCAUGACGAAGCAGGAUUUUCAACACGAAUACUUGGCUUUCCUCUGGCGCCAUGCCGAACUGGACGCUCUCGAACAGGCCCAAUCAACGCCCUCCUCCCCUGACAUGCCACGACCGGCUCCAACCGGAAAACCGUAUGCUCCUUUUCAAAGAGAGCAGUUCAAGGUGGAAAUUUAUAUUGGCAAGCCGGGCGAUCAGUCGUCUUUUGCUUGCGACACCGUGAGGGACCAGGAGGCGGCGGAUGAUUCGGACAAGUUGCCGAGCCAGAUGGACUGGAGCGCCAUCAAAUCUCGGGCGAUCGCGCGAACCAAGGGACCAAAGCGAAAGCGCGAUGGGAACUGGUGGUUGAUAUCGCGUCUGUGGGACGCAAGCGAGGCCGGAGGUCUGGCCCGGAACUGA